AUGGAUCAAUUUUUAACUUUUAUAGGUUUUAACAAUCCUGCUUGUGGAAUAGUGGGAUUUUUAGAGGUCUCAAGUUUAUUCUUGAAAUAUUCUUCAAAACUCAAAAGUACUUUUAAAAGAGCAAGGAACAUAACUGAAGAUAAUAUUACAUGGCUUCUUAAUUUAUUUGAAUUCUCGUUUAAAAUAUG
Messenger RNA from Funneliformis caledonium, 188 nucleotides. NCBI's taxonomy places the organism in Eukaryota, Fungi, Glomeromycota, Glomeromycetes, Glomerales, Glomeraceae. The record is from the annotation of a GenBank genome assembly.